AUGGCACGGGCGAAGCUGAAAAAGGCGGCCCAGCAUCCCACACACGCCGCCCAACAUCCUUCCCUUCCUCUUUGCCUCGUCGCCGCCCUCGUCUCCCUCCUCCCCUUCCUCUUUUCGGCAACGGCGACCGACCUCCUGCACCCGCGUUUCUCUUCUGCGCCGGUACACGCGACGCAGCCCACCGCCGUCGUCUACGGCACCCUCGCGGCCCUCUUCCUCGCGCAGAGGUGCCUGCGAAAACAGGAGAGUCGACGCCUGGGAUGGAGGUCGUGCUGGUUCGGGAUCGGUGUGUGGAAAGUGGUGUCGGAAGCGCUCGUCAGGCUAGGGGGAGAAUGGCUGCAAGGGCUUGGGCUGAAUCGAGGGAUUCUUGCUGGACGCUUCCUCUUGGAAGGCGUGCCGACGCUGCUCCUCUGGAGCUGGUUGUGGGAUAGCUUCGACUGCAAAGAGACAACCGCUUUCCUUCCGAACGGCUUCCUCCCCUUCGCCUACCUCGCCUCGCUCGUCCUUCCGCCGCCAGUGUUCGCUUCCCAUGUCUGGCCAGAGUGCUACACUGUGCAACUUCACGGCAUCCUCCUUUGCCUCGUUGCCCUCUUCGCUCCGCAUACCUACUCGCCUCCCCAGCCGCGCCGUCUUCAUGCCGCAUCCACCUUCUUCUCGCAGGCCAAACCCCUCUCUCGCUCGAUCGUUUUCGCCGCAAUCCUCGCCCUCGCCCACGCAGUCGCCCUCACUUCGUCGCACUGCCCAAGCUCUCCGUCGACACUCCCGCCAGGCAUUCUCGCCUCUCGUUGCAGCACUACCGGCUGGAUCACCGUCGGUGAGCACGUCAUGCCGUCGCCAGACGGAUCAACCGAGCGAGACUUGACCCUCCGCUACCUGCGUGCGGAUCACUCCUUGCUCGGCGGGCUGUGGGUUGGGCCGAGCCGCGAUAUGCUCAAGAUGCAGUACGGAGUAGAGCCUUCCAGUGAGGAGACGGUUAGGCGGGCGGAGAGCAUCUACUCGACGUUCAUCCUGCAAGAAGCGGUGCGUCUCGUCAAGCCACCUGAAGACGUCCCGCACCAGACGCCCGAGCAAGGCCUCAUCAUCGGACUCGGUGCCGGCUUGUCCGCUCGCGCUCUCGCUCGACACGGCGUCAACCUCACUCUCGUCGAGAUCGACCCAGCUGUGCACGAUUUUGCGGAGCGGUACUUCGGGGUGAACGAGGUGAAGUGGGGAGAGGUGGUGCUGAAGGAUGCGGUGGAAUGGGUGGAAGCGUUGGUGAAGGAGACGAGCCCGCCUGCAUUCGACUACAUCAUUCAUGACGUGUUCACCGGCGGCGCCGUUCCGGCCACCCUCUUCACCUCGACCUUCCUCGCCCAGCUUAAGUCGCUCCUGCACCACUCGGGCGUCCUCGCUCUCAAUUUUGCCGGCACACUCUCCUCGCGCUCGUCUCGCUCAAUUCUCUCGACCCUCCUUUCCGUCUUCCCACACUGCCGCGCCUUCGAAGACGUCCCUCACACCGCCUCCGGUCCCGCCGAGUCCACUAGCGACGACUCCUUCCGCAACAUGGUCAUCCUCUGCUCGAAAGAGUGGUACGCGCCUGUCGAGCUUCGCGACCCGGUCAGGGAGGACUUUCUCGACUACCCGAGCCCCAUGAUCCGGCGCAGCGUCUUCGCUUCGUUCAGGCAGCACGAGAUUGACUUGACGCGCUUCAAGCCUGCCUCAGGCGACCACGGUGUCGGGACAUGGCUGCUGAGGGACAGGAACGACGUGAGGAGGGUCGAGGCGGCGCAGCUUGACGAGGUCGGCAUGCACUGGGACGCGAUGGAGAAGGUCCUUCCGCCCGAAGUCUGGGCUCGAUGGUGA
This is a messenger RNA of Rhodotorula toruloides NP11, 1842 nucleotides long. Its product is annotated as spermine synthase. The coding region runs from base 1 to 1842 and encodes 613 amino acids. The transcript has 7 exons. Lineage: Eukaryota; Fungi; Basidiomycota; Microbotryomycetes; Sporidiobolales; Sporidiobolaceae. Gene Ontology annotation, biological process: polyamine biosynthetic process. The record is from RefSeq and is a predicted model, not a curated record.